GUUCCACUGAGGAAAUUCUUCUGCUGUUGAGCCACCGGGAGGAAAACCGUUACUCGACCGAGAAAUCUUACACUCUCAUCGCGAUCGACUAGACUUCUCAGCUCGGUGUUACAGUAGCUGUGCCGCCCGGACAGUCCUCUCCACGGAGUUGAAAUGUUACAUUUUCGGUCCACGGUAGCGCUCAAGGAGUUGUUUCACAGCCAGCUGAAGCGGCCGCUGACCGGGAGAGUCGGUGUGAAAGCGGCACCUGCAGCCGCCGCCUGUUUCAGCAGCGUCUGCUGGGAUGGGAGGUCGCCGUGCAGAGGGAGGGCGUUUACCGGCUGGAGAGCCCCGCAGCACUUCGCCAGAAAGCACGGCUUGAGAGGCUUUUGCUCAAAGGGUGACAAUGAAGCCGCCAAGGACUCCACGACAGAGAAGAGAAGGAAGGCAGGAAUCCUGCCCAGCCUGGAGGACUUGCUCUUCUACACCAUCGCAGAGGGACAAGAAAAAAUCCCCGCACACAAAUUCACCACAGCUCUUAAAGCCACCGGGCUUCGCACAGGAGACCCCCGGCUGAAAGAAUGUAUGGAGAUGCUGAAGGUGACCUUGAAGACCACCUCAGAUGGAGCGCUGGACCGACACCUCUUCAAAAAAUGUGUCCAGAGCAACAUUGUGCUGCUCACCCAGGCCUUCAGGAAGAAGUUUGUCAUCCCGGACUUCCAGCCCUUCUGCGCCCACAUCGACGAACUCUACGACAACGCUAAAAACCUGUCAGGAGGUCAGGUUGCGGACUACAUUCCCCAGCUGGCCCGCUUCAGCCCAGACCUGUGGGCCGUCGCCCUGUGCACCGUGGAUGGACAGAGGCACACUGUGGGCGACACCAAAGUUCCCUUCUGUCUGCAGUCUUGUGUGAAGCCGCUGAAAUACGCCAUCGCCGUUCACGACCACGGCACCGAGUAUGUGCACCGCUUCAUCGGCAAGGAGCCCAGCGGCCUGCGAUUCAACAAGCUCUUCCUGAACGAGGACGAUAAACCCCACAACCCCAUGGUGAAUGCCGGUGCUAUCGUCUGCACCUCCCUCAUUAAGCAAGGGGCCAGCAACGCCGAGAAGUUUGAUUAUGUGAUGAACUUCAUGAACAAAAUGGCGGGAAACGAGUACGUGGGCUUCAGCAACGCCACUUUCCAGUCGGAACGCGAGUCCGGAGACAGAAACUUUGCCAUCGGCUACUAUCUGAAGGAGAAGAAGUGUUUCCCGGAGGGCACAGACAUGACUUCCAUCCUGGACUUCUACUUCCAGCUGUGCUCCAUCGAGGUGACCUGUGAGAGCGCCAGCGUCAUGGCGGCCACUCUGGCCAACGGCGGCUUCUGUCCAAUCACAGGCGAGCGUGUGCUGAGCCCCGAGGCGGUGCGAAACACUCUGAGUCUGAUGCACUCCUGCGGCAUGUACGACUUCUCCGGGCAGUUCGCUUUCCAUGUGGGUCUGCCGGCUAAAUCUGGUGUCGCUGGCGGCAUCCUCCUGGUCGUUCCCAACGUGAUGGGCAUCAUGUGUUGGUCUCCUCCUCUGGACAAGCUGGGCAACAGCGUCAGAGGCAUCCAGUUCUGCACGGACCUGGUUUCACUCUGUAACUUUCACAACUAUGAUAAUCUGAGGCACUUUGCCAAGAAGCUGGAUCCUCGCAGGGAAGGAGGAGACCAGAGGGUGAAGUCUGUGAUCAACCUGCUGUUUGCUGCCUACACAGGAGACGUCUCGGCCCUCAGGAGGUUUGCGUUGUCCUCCAUGGACAUGGAGCAGCGGGACUACGACUCCAGGACGGCGCUGCAUGUGGCGGCUGCAGAGGGACACGGCGAGGUGGUUCGCUUCCUGCUGGAGGCCUGUAAAGUCAACCCAGUGCCCAGAGACAGGUGGGGCAACACACCGAUGGACGAGGCGGUGCACUUCGGCCACCACGACGUCGUGACCAUCCUCCGUGAUUACCACAACAAGUACAGCCCUCAGGACAGCAGCGACGACAAGCAGAACGCAGAGAAGAACCUGGACGGGAUGCUCUGAUGGAAGACGGGCAUGUGAGGACGGUAUGAUCAGAGGGAGGAGAAAAUAUACACAUAGAAACAGUUAAACAAUAAACUGUAGAGAGAAAAUAAAAACCUUUACAAACCAGUUUAGAAGAACAGAAAUCCCUUAAAUCCAGCAGCCGCUCCUCGUCAUGUUGUUCUUAGAUGUUGUUGGUUUUAUAUCACUGUCUGUACUCUGAGAGGGGGUGUUCUAUUUCCUUCUCAUUUCUCCUUCUGUAUUUAACUGUUAGUUUGUAGGGAGUUCACAGCCGCCUGCUAAACUCCAUCAUGUGCUUGUUGCUGUAACAGCAGGUGUAACUUUGGAACCUUCCUCACUCGGUCAUCACAGUGUGGUGGAAUGUAUCGUCCCCCAGACACCUCGGUGUGUGUGUGUGUGUGUGUGUGUGUGCUAUUUAUUGAUCUCUGUAAGAUAAACUGUACAGUCGUGUAGUGUGUGUUUGUGUGUGUGUGUGUGUGUGUGUGUGUGUGUUCCUGGGAGGAGAUCAGUCGGUGUAAAUACGUACAGGUGUAUAGUUGUAGCUCUGUGGAUUCAGCUUCGAUCAGGAAAUGUGACACAAACUCUGGAAACUGAAGCUGACCUGAAUAUUUCCAUUAUUGUUUCCUGCUUUAAACCGUUGAAUAGAAGCUUUUUGUUGUCUGGAAGCCGAACACUGGACUUUAAUUUUUCACUCCUCUGCUCUUUUUUUUUUUUUUUUUGAACUUUUAUUUCAUGUAAAUUAAGGAAAUCAUGUUUGGCGUCUCCUGAAAGUUGAAAGAGUUCCUACAUAUCAGAUGCGACACUGCCGACGCUCCUGCAGAGACACUGAAUGACCAUAAAGAUCCACCAACGUUGGUUUUAUUGUAGAACAUUUCAGCGCACAAUGAACUGCACUCAAUGACAGAAAUAAUUUCAGUUAUGAACCUGUUGGUGUUAGCUUUGGAUUGACUGGAAGAUUUUAUACACAGAUCGAUUUACUUGUUUUAUCUGCGUAGAUAUCACUGAUUUUUCUGCUGCUCAUAAUAGUAAAAAAUAUUACUAUUAUUGCAAAAAGGUUUGAGCAAAACAUCUUACUGCAAACCAGAGGUACCUGUAGAGAUGAUUUAUCAACACCUAAACCUACAGACAUGAAAAAUAGCAUCAUCUGUAAGUGCACACACUUGUUGCUGCACAUUUUUCACUGUAAAACUCUCACAAUCAAGAAGCUUUAAGUCUUUUUUUUGUUGAAAAACUGCAUAAACGUUGAUGGGGUUAAAAGGAAAUGGUGCAUAAACUUUAAUGGCUAAAAAGCUGCAGAUACAAAGCUCAGAGUUGUGAAUAGUGUGAAACUCAGCCAGGAUAUGCACAGUUUACCGAAGAAAAACUAAACUUUAAUUUAAUUUUUAACCAACAUGCAGUUUAGAAACCACCAGCUGGUUGUCGCUGAAGCAGUAUUACACUCCAAAAAGACAGUUUACCUCUGAUCUGUGUCAUUUUUUACAAAAAAAAUCCUCAAAUCUUGAAAUGUUGAUCGUGUUUUAGGCUUUAAAUUCCGCCGUGUCAGAAGUGAACCUGAACACUUCAUGUUUAAUUGUUUAACGGAGGCCAAGAACAUUGGAGGUGUUUUUCUUUUUCGUGUGUAGUUUCUGAAAAGAUCCAAUAGUUAACAAGAAAAGCACUCAGAGAGCUCAGUACUAAACAAAGGCUGCUCAGUCGUAUCAUUUCCAAAGGAUGAAAUCUUCAACCCCUUGAUGCCGAUUGUUGCAAAUUUGCGACAUACAGCUUUCAUUCAGACUGCAGCAGAGAUAAUGUAUCCAUUCAGUGCCGGUCUGUGUAUAUUCAGUACGUACCUCGGAACCUUUUGCAAGCACCGGUUACUCGUUGUAUCAUUCGGAGUGGGACCUAAAUUAUUAUAUAUCUGUUAUUAUUAUAUAUCUGUUCUAUGUGUAACAGACAAAUUAACAGUCUCCACUUAAUUUAGCAUCAGGUGGAAAGCAAAAACACAAAUAAUUUUUUUUUUAUAAAAGUGUAAAUAAAUUCAGGCAUCAGGAGGUUAAUAUAAUAUGACCUUGCACUGAGCACAGGUGUGUGUUCUGCAUGUGUACGUUAUGUACAGAUACCUAAUCAUGUGACCUAAAUAUGUAGCAGGUGGCAGGAAUUGAUGGGACUCAGAAACACCCCCACAAUUUAAUCAGUUGUUCCUUGGAUCAUUUCUGAUGGAAAAGUCCUGAUAAGUCCUCAGAGAUGGAUUUGUAGUAGGAUCACAAUCAUGUGAUCAUCAACAGGCAGCUGAUGUAGUGUUCACUGGUUGUCAUGGUUACAGUGACGCCAUGCAGUUAUCUCUCAAUGAUACAGAAAUCUUUAACAAAUCCAUGGAUCCAGACUAUAAGUCACAUCACCACCAAAAUCUAAUCACUUGGUCCUUGUGUCAUGUCUGACCUUCCCUGAAAAUUUCAUCCAAAUCUGUUUUGCAAACAGACAGACAGACAAACCAACACCGAUUGUCACAUAACUCCAGUGCAUUGCUUGGUGCAGCAAUAAAUGCUAAGAAUAAGUUCAGACGUAUACAGAUUUGUUUGCCGUGUGGCUGCAGUGUGAACAUGCAAUUAAAGUUUCAUCACACAAAAAAACUAUUUUUUUGGCCAAUUUUGACAAAGUUAAGAGGACGUAUCUGUUCUGACGGCUAUUGACAAACAAAAUUAGCUUUAAUCCGUGGAUCCAGACUACAAGCUGCAUCACUGCCAAAAUCUAAUCACUUGGUCCUUGAGUCAUUUCUGACCUUUCCUGAAAAUUUCAUCCAAAUCCAGUGGUCCAUUUUUGAGUAAUGUUGCUAACAGACAGACGGACAGACAGACAAACCAACGCCGAUCGUCACAUAACUCCACCGUGUUCCUUGGCGGAGUAAAAAUUUAAAAAUAAUGAAUUCAUAUUGCAUUAAAAGUAUGUACAGAGCCAUUUGGGUCACUUAGAACACAUGUGAAUAUGUUUUCUAGUUGCAUUUUUUUGUGUGAAGUUAUUGAUUGUUGAAAAUUUGAAAAAGUCAAGUGACCCUGCAGGGAACAAAUAGAGACAAUAAAUGGCAAUAAAAUGACUAAUCUGGACAGAUAAGUGAGGAUUCUGGCAGUAGACGGUGUUCAUUUGUUCCAGGAGUCAUUUUAAACACCUGAAAUGUUUCCUUUGUUGAGUCUCUGUUCAUUCUGACUGUAAUGUUUUCUGAUGGUUUGUAUGUAAACGCUUGUUCCUGAGACUGAAGGAGAAUUCUAAUGCAGACAGAUUAUUGUGUUGUUGUUUUUUUAAUCUGUAACGUGCAACAGAAUCUGUCAUACUUGAACAGUUGCGGAGACGUUUUCCUGAUGUUUUGUUCCGUGUGUUGGACGAACUGAACCAAUUUAAAAAUGAAAACUUUCAGAAGCAGCAGGAAACCCUCCUCAGGCCGGGAUCAGCUCGUCCAGUUUGGUUCAAACGUAUCCAUUUUCCAGUUAAAGAAACCACCAAAAGAAGCACAAAACUGCGUCUGAAGCCUGCAAUAUUUCAGCAAUAGAAGCGUGAUGAUUGUAAGUCGAGGAGUCGGCGAUUGCGGCUCUGGCUUUCCGUCGGAUCAGCUGAUCCCGGCCUGCGGCUCUGAUCGCUCGGCUGCCGAUGUUUGUGCCGCUGCGACUCGACUGUUCUGAAUGGAACGUGUUUGGUGUCGUUCUCUUUCUUCUUCUCCAUGUGUAUUUAUGCUGCUUCGGCUCACCGAGUGUCGCAGGCAGUCCGGAUAUUUAUUCACAGAUGAAAACAUUUAAUAAAAGUCAGAAAAACCAA
Amphiprion ocellaris (clown anemonefish) is the source of this 5811-nucleotide messenger RNA. Its product is annotated as glutaminase kidney isoform, mitochondrial-like. Gene Ontology annotation, molecular function: protein binding; glutaminase activity. The coding region runs from base 154 to 2028 and encodes 624 amino acids. Gene Ontology annotation, biological process: L-glutamine catabolic process. The record is from RefSeq and is a predicted model, not a curated record. The transcript has 18 exons. NCBI's taxonomy places the organism in Eukaryota, Metazoa, Chordata, Actinopteri, Pomacentridae.